Messenger RNA from Penicillium odoratum, 687 nucleotides. RefSeq lists its product as uncharacterized. The record is from RefSeq and is a predicted model, not a curated record. NCBI's taxonomy places the organism in Eukaryota, Fungi, Ascomycota, Eurotiomycetes, Eurotiales, Aspergillaceae. The coding region runs from base 1 to 687 and encodes 228 amino acids. The transcript has a single exon. Gene Ontology annotation, molecular function: hydrolase activity.
AUGACCUCCUCCUACCCUUCCCCAGGCCUAGCUCUGAAAGACGCCAAGCUCCUGCUCGAACACCCCUUCCUUCCCAUGGAAGCAGGAGUAGCAUAUACCGAAGAUGGAAUGUGCCACGUCGCAGCAUCAACCUACAUGAAAAACUGCACAGGUGCAAUGAUAGACUGGUGGUUUGGCUGGAUACACAAAACAGAGCAAUACACCCUUUGGCAUCCACGCGACCACGUAUUCUCCGACUGGGAGGGGCCACGUGAAAACAACAGCACCUACAUCGGAGGUCAUCACCUAGUACAUGAGUACAUAGGCGGUGAGCUAAAGAAGCUUAAGAUCUCCUUUAAAGAUCCGGGUGAAUACUUCGGUGUUGAUUGGGAGACUGCGCUCAAGGAAGCUGGAUACUCGACUGCUGUAUGUGGAAGGACGGGGAUAUGGAAUGAUAAAACAAAUGAAGUCAUUUAUGGUGGGCAUUUGAUUCAUUUGAUUAAGAAUGAGCCGGAUGGAGUGAGGAUGCGAUCUCGAUUUUGGUUGGGAGAUGUGGAUGGAAUCACUGAUCCCGAGAUGAGGAAGGCGAACGUAACAUUGGAAUCUGGCCUGGGGCUUUUGAAGCAUUGUACGGAGGAGAUGGCGAUCCUGGGCACCAUUUUACCUGAUAUGUAUAGUUCACAAAGACAGAGACCUCGGGAUCAAUAG